This is a messenger RNA of Gadus macrocephalus (Pacific cod), 6176 nucleotides long. RefSeq names its product proprotein convertase subtilisin/kexin type 5-like. Lineage: Eukaryota; Metazoa; Chordata; Actinopteri; Gadiformes; Gadidae. Gene Ontology annotation, molecular function: serine-type endopeptidase activity. Gene Ontology annotation, cellular component: trans-Golgi network; Golgi membrane. The transcript is spliced from 35 exons. Bases 189 to 5654 code for a protein of 1821 amino acids. Gene Ontology annotation, biological process: peptide hormone processing. The record is from RefSeq and is a predicted model, not a curated record.
UUAAGUAGAAAUAUGAGCCUCUCGGGUUUGUUCUUAAUGAAGGUGCGUCUUUGCAAAGUGUUCGGUGCACGCCUGCUCGCCGCUGCGCCAACUAAUCUACGGGGGGGAAACGAUGAGGAAAAAAACCUAAAAAAAACAACGCAAAUGACCACAAUCCACGAAACAGACAACUUCUCAACUCGGCAGGAAUGGCGGGGUUGUAUGCAGCGUUAGUGGUCGCUUUAUUCCCCUUGUGCCACGGGAAGAUCUUCACUAAUGACUGGGCCGUAAAGGUGGCCCACCGGGACGCCGCAGACAGGAUAGCUGAGAAGCACGGCUUCACGAAUAUGGGUCAGAUAGGACAUCUGGAAAACUAUUUCAGUUUCCGCCACAACGACACGGCGAGCCGAUCCACAGUGGCCAACCGGAUUCUGUCAGAGCGCAUCGCCAAGGAGACCCAGGUGCGGUGGUUUCAACAGCAGGUGGUCCUCAACAGAGCCAAGAGAAACUCCAGGGCGAGUCACAUCUACUCCAUAGACGUGAAAACCAAACACACCCCUGCCACAGGACCGCACACCAGCCGCCCUCCGGCGCUCUACUUCAACGACCCCCAGUGGAACAACCUGUGGUACAUCCAUUGCAGCGGGGACUCCGGGAGCUGCCCCUGCGACAUGCGCAUCGAGGAGGCCUGGAGCCGGGGCUACACGGGGAAGGGCGUGGUGGUGUCUGUCUUGGACGACGGCGUGGACAGGGAACAUCCGGACCUGAAGUCAAAUUAUGACCCACUGGCCAGCGAGGAUGUGAAUGGAAAAUACAGAGAUCCCUCCCUGAGGGAAAUUGCCAAUGCUGACAACCACGGGACUAAAUGUGCCGGGAUCGUUGCCGCGGCAGCCAACAACUCCCAGUGCACCGUGGGAGUCUCCUUCCAGGCCUGGAUAGGCGGCGUGCGGAUGCUGGACGGAGACGUGACGGACCUAGUGGAGGCCCAGUCCCUGGGCCUAAGGCCGGAGCAUGUGGACAUCUACCUGGCUGUCUGGGGACCGGAGGACGAUGGGGCCACACUGGAGGGGCCCGGACCACUGGCUAGCCUCGCCCUAAAGAGUGGAGCCCUGACAGGCAGACAGGGAAAGGGAUCCGUCUUUGUUUGGGCGUCGGGGAACGGGGGCAGAAGGGGCGACCAUUGCUCUUGUGACGGCUACGCCAACAGCAUCUACACCAUCUCCAUCAGCAGUGUCGGUCAGGGUGGAGGGAGGCUGGACUACCUAGAGGAGUGCUCCUCCACCCUGGCCACGGCCUACGGCGGAGGGGACGGAGACGGAAGCAUGAUCACGCUAGCGGGAAGCCACGGCUGUAUCAAGGAUCAUUCCGGAACGUCGGCCUCUUCCUCCAUGGCCGCGGGAGUCAUCGCUCUCGCGCUGGAAGCCAACCCCAUGCUAACGUGGAGGGAUGUGCAGCACAUUAUCGUCAAGACGGCCCAGUCGGCGCAUCUCCCCGCGCCCGACUGGCACGUCAACGGGGCCGGAUACAAGGUGAGCCAUCUGUACGGCUUUGGUCUGCUGGAUGCCGAGAGCAUGGUGAAGGAGGCGGAGGGCUGGAGGGUGGCCCCCCAACACCACGUGUGUGAGGAGGAGGCCCCCGUGCAACUGAACGGGCCGAUGGGCCCUGGCUCUGCGCUGAGGUCCGUGGUGAGCACGCUGGGCUGCUCCGCCAGCCCCCUGACGCACGUGGCCUACGUGGAACACGUGGUGGUCCGCGUCACCGUCACCGGCGGUCGCCGUGGCGACCUCUCCAUUUCGCUGACAUCACCCUCGGGCACGGUGUCCCGGUUGCUGUCCUACAGGCCUCUGGACGGCUCCAUGGAGGGCUUCUCGCGCUGGGAGUUCAUGACGACCCACUGCUGGGGGGAGGAGUCGGCCGGGGAGUGGCUGCUGGAGCUCCAGCACGCGCCCGCUGCCCAGAGACCCGACGCGGGGAAACUAGCCGGGACGGUGAGAGAGUGGACCCUGGUACUUCAUGGCACCUCGGAGCCACCGUACUCCACCCGGCGGGAGAAGGCGCGGUCAGCUGACAUGGCGACGGGUGGCGGCGGCGCUGAUGACCUCACCGAUGAAUACAGCGGGCCGUGUGACCCCGAGUGCAGCGACGACGGCUGCGAGGGUCCGGGCCCCCAGCAGUGCGUCAUGUGUUUGCACUUUUUCCUCAAGUUCAAGAACAACACAAGGUCUUGCGUCUCGGCGUGUCCGGCCGGCUCUUGGGGCGACCGGCGUCGCUGCAAGCGGUGCUUCCCGACCUGCGGGAGUUGCAGCGGCAGCCGCGGCGACCAGUGUGUCACGUGCCAGCCGGGCCGCCACCUCAGCCACGAGACCCCCGGUCUGUGCGUCACCAGCUGUGAGGCGGGCGGUUACCUGGAUCACGAUGCAAAUACGUGCAAGAAGUGCAGCGAAAACUGCUUGAAGUGCACCUCUUCCAGCAUCUGCACAGAAUGCAAACCAGGCACAAGUCUGCAGGGAAACCGGUGCCAGACGAGCUGCGGGCUGGGCUUCUACCUGGACACCGAGGACAACACCUGCAAGCCCUGCGACCGGGCCUGCGCCACCUGUGCAGGUGGGGGGGCGGAGGCGUGUGACCAGUGUGCGGCGGGCUACCUGAUGGAGGAGUGGAGGUGUGUGUCGUCCUGCAGCCCCGGCUUCUACCUGGUGGGGGCCGGGGGGCCCGAGGAGACCGCCUCCAGUCAGGGGACGUGUAGGAGGUGCGACCCCAGCUGCGGGACGUGUUCGGGGCCGGUUGGGGACCUCUGCACCAGCUGCUCUGGGGGCCACAGCCUUCACGAGGGCGCCUGUGUGCUGAGCACCGUGUGUGGGGACGGCCUGUACCAGCAAGAGCAGGGGCCCUGCCAGCCCUGCGACCAGACCUGCGUGAAGUGCACGGGCCCCGGGAGCCACCAGUGCAUCAGCUGUGCUUCUUCACGGUCAGAUCGGCUUGUCUUUGGAACAAGGAGGAACCAGACACUCACCAGACAGCCUCAGUCAGGGGCAUGGGAAGUGGAGGAUCCAGAUUAUGAUGACUGCAUGGCGUGCGAGGAGGGCUGUAAAAAGUGUGUCCUGUAUAACCCCAGGCACUGUCUGUCCUGCACCCAGGGCUUCUACAACUUUCAGGAUGGCUGCUACAAAUACUGCCCGGCUAAGACGUACAGCGUGGAGGCCGAUAUGACCUGCGUGCCCUGCGACCCGAGUUGUGUGAGCUGCGAUGCGCACCAGUGCUACUGGUGUGAGACGGACCUGUUCUUAUCGGAGGGAGUGUGUGUUGCGGCGUGCCUGGACGGCGCCUAUGCGGACGACGACACCCACGUGUGUGAGGAGUGUCACCCGGGCUGCCUGACCUGCGCCGGGCCCGAGGAAGAAGACUGCCUCUCGUGUGCGGCGGGGAAGCGGCUGGCGGGAGGAAGGUGCGCCGCCGACCAGGUGGUCUGUCCUGGUAGGACCUUUCAAAGCGAUGAUGGAGUUUGUAAGGAAUGCCAUCCUGUCUGUGAGACCUGUUCUGGGAGGGAGAGAAACCAGUGUACAACAUGUGGCAAAGGCCGCUACCUGACCCAGCAGCGGACGUGUGUGUCCCGGUGUCCCCCGGCCAGCUUUGAGGACGUGGCGCGGGGUGUGUGCCAGGCGUGCGCCCCCGGCUGCGUGCAGUGUGAGGAAGCCCAGCGCUGCCUCCACUGCCAGCCCCCCCUCCAGGCAGCAGCAACCUGGCUGCUGCAGGACGGGACCUGCGUCCACCAGUGUGACAGGGGGUACGCCGUGGGCCAGGUGUGUCACAGCUGCGCCGAGGGCUGUGCGUCCUGCGGGCAGAACAGCACCCGCUGUCUGAGCUGCCAGCCCCCCCUCCUGCUGCUCCAGACACGCUGCGUGUCCACCUGCCCCCCCGACCACCUCGCCCAGGGGGGGGGCUGCCUACGCUGCCCCCCCGCCUGCCAGCGAUGCACCCCGCCCGGACAGUGCACCGAAUGUGAGGAGUACCACUUCCUCCACGAAGGCCACUGUGUGCUCGACUGUCCCGAGCGUUUCUACGACGACGCGGAUCAGAGGGUCUGCGGGGGCUGCCACCCCACCUGCCUGCUGUGUGACGGACCCGGCAGCAACGACUGUGACACCUGCUCCGACCCCGACGCCUCCCUCCACAACGGGGCGUGUCGACCCAGAUGCCCCGCCCACUUCUACCGGGACGCCCUCACUGGAGAGUGCAAAGAGUGCGACCCCUCCUGCCUGACCUGCCUGGGCCCUCGCCCCGACUCCUGUGUCAGCUGCCAGUCGCACCAGAGGCCCGACGACAGGGGCCGCUGCCUGCCGCCGGCCCCCCACUGCCCGCCCCACCGCUACCUGGACCAGGACGGGGAGUGUAUCCUCUGUCACCCGUACUGCCACCAGUGCUCCGGCCCCGGGACCACCCACUGCUCUGCCUGCCACCCCAAGCACAUGCUCCUCAAUGGCUCCUGCGUGGACUCGUGCCCUACCGGCUACUACCAGGACGACAGAGAGCACCGAUGUGAUCCGUGCCACCCCUUCUGUUUGUCCUGCACGGGCAAACACAGCCAUGAGUGUGUCCGCUGCAAAGCCCACCUCUUAAGGCAGGGCCAGGACUGCGUAGAGAGCUGCGCGGCCAGUCACUAUAGCGACGCAACGUCCCAGGCGUGCCACAGGUGUGACGCGGCCUGCGGGGAGUGUCAGGGCGGAGGGGACGGGGAGUGCCUGAGCUGCGCCCCCGGUCUCCUCUACCUGCGGAGCCAGCGCCGCUGCCUGCACACCUGCCCGCCGGACCACCACCGAGACCCCACCCACCACCUCUGCGAGCCCUGCCACGGCAGCUGCAAGACCUGCAUAGGUAAAGAGGCCCGCAGCUGUGAGUCCUGUCACGACGGCUACAGCUUUACGAACGGCGCCUGUCAAUCCAUGUGCGCGUUUGGACAGUAUCCAACACUACAGGACUCCGGUAACGGCUGUGAGGACUGCCACGGCUCCUGUCUGGAGUGCCGGGGCCCUGGCGAGGGGAACUGCACCGAGUGUCCUGUGCUGGCCAUCUUGGCAGCCGGAGGGCGCUGUUUGCCCUGCUGCCGUCUCCAGGAGCCCGAAGAAGAAGGAGAGGACGGGGCCUCGCACAGGAGCGCCGUGUCCCCUGGGGGUCCGUCACAGCAUCAGCCGCAGGACUGUUGUAACUGCACCGAGACUCAAGGGGAGUGCAUUCUCGGCACCAACUUUGCCUUCAGGAACGAGGAGGAAGAGGACGAAUCCGGCGGCAACCUGGCCCUCUUCGUCACCAGCGGCCUCCUGCUGCUCCUGGGCCUGGGAGGCAUCGUCAUCUUCAUCAGACACUCGCGCUCCAAGACCACCUCGCAGCCCGACAUCAUCAUACCGCGCGGCUACGAGAAGCUAGGCGGCGGCGGCGCCUUCUCGAAUUCCGGGGGCGGGGGUUCGUCCUCCCGCCAGUCCCAGCUGGUCGACCUCAGUGGGAGGGGCAAAGGCGCCGACGAGGACGAGGACGAGGACGACGAGGACGAGGACGAAGACGAGGACAUCGUGUACAUGGGCCAGGACGGCACGGUGUACAGGAAGUUCCGCUACGGGCGGCCCGGCGAGGACAAUGAGGACGAGCUGGAGUACGACGACGAGAGCUACGCCUUCCGGUGAAGCGGAGAAGCCCUGACGCGGUGGGGUGGGAGUUUUGUCCUUUUGACGUGUCUUUGCUUCCACUGCCGCACUUUGUCUCUCGCCCCCUCUCCCUCUCUCUCUCUCUCUCUCUCUGAGCUGAUCGCCGAGAGCCGCAUUCUCCGCUGUGACUGCGGAGCCGAGCGAGACGAAGACGGUAGAUGAAAAGCGGUUUAUAACGAGCUGGUGUGUAUUGUGUCGGUUUUUUUCCAUUCACAAAAAUAUGCUAAAUUUGUGACAGGAAUAUUCUUGGGUGCCUUGCAGUCUGGGGAAAUGUGAAUAUUCCCUCCGAUAUGAAAGAUAGUCUUCAUGGGCGUUCACACUCCUGCUUUGUGAAUUUUUCCUCUUUCAUGUUAUUUAUCUUUUAGACGCGUGUGGUUGUUGAAGUGGCACUUUAAAGUUGCUAUCAUUUUUUUCUGUUACGCACUCUCCCUUGUUUGCUGAGGUGGCUUUUAAUUAGAAAAUGCACUGGUGUUCAAUUCAAAUAAACUCUCCUACUUUUAA